AUGAACAGAUUCACUGAAUGGGCCAAGAUUUAUGGUGGUCUCUACAGCUUCCGUAUUGGCCCAGCCACCGCCGCUGUGAUCACGGAUCGAAGUCUGGUCAAGGAACUGCUCGACAAACGCAGCGCUCUAUACAGCUCACGGCCGAUCUCCUAUGUCGGACAGAACCUGAUAACUGGCGGCGACCAUCUUCUUGUUAUGGACAAUAACGAGACUUGGAGGCUAUUCCGCAAGACAGUUCACCAGCACUUCAGGGCGGGCAUGUGCGAGAAAGAGCACGUCAAGCUGCUCGAAGCCGAGCAUACACAGAUGAUGCGCGACUUUCUCCUGUAUCCAGAGAAACACAUGCUGCAUACAAAGCGCACAACUAACAGCAUAAUUAUGAGUCUGCUGUAUGGGAUCCGUACCCCGUCAUGGGAUACACCACAUAUGCAGGAACUGUACGAGAUAAUGGAGAAAUGGUCCAAGAUGAUGGCAACCGGCGCCACACCGCCAGUCGAUAUCUUUCCGUGGCUGACAUGGAUACCACAAAAGUGGCUGGGCAACUGGAUUGAUCGGUCGAUAGAGGUGGGCACAGGCAUGAAAGCGUUAUAUGGGUCCUUCCGGCGACGGGCGAUUGAAGCGCGACGACAGGCCGAGGAGGGUUCUCAAAGCCGAGCUCGCAUAUUCAUUGACCACGUCCUCGACCUACAGGAAAAGGAAAACCUCACUGAUAACCAGGUCGAUUUCCUCGGUGGCGUGAUGAUGGAGGGUGGAUCCGAUACCGGAUCCACGAUGCUCCUCGUGAUGAUCCAGGCACUGGUGCAGCAUCCGGAAGUACAGGAACGGGCGCGCGCCGAGAUCGAUGCCGCCUGUGGUGAAGACCGAUCCCCGACAUGGGCGGAUUUCAGCCGUCUACCAUAUAUCAAUAUGAUAGUCAAAGAGACGAUGCGCUGGCGGCCAGUGACGCCACUAUCAUUUCCGCACGCGCUCAGCCAAGACGAUUGGAUCAAUGGGCACCUCUUGCCGAAGGGAACAACUGUAUUUCUGAACGUGUGGGGCCUUCAUCACGAUGAAAACGUAUUUCCGAAUCCCGACCGAUUCGACCCCAGUCGAUACGAAGGGCGAACUAAUCUGGCCUCGGACUACGCCGCCUCCCCGGACUACAUGCAGCGAGACCACUUCAUCUAUGGGGCUGGACGACGACUCUGUCCAGGGAUCCAUCUGUCAGAGCGUAGCAUGUUCAUCGGAGCGGCGAAGCUCCUCUGGGGGUUUCAGUUCAAUCCUGAGCUCGAUGAGUCAGAAAGGCCGGUCGCCAUAGAUACCGACCCAAUCACAGGGUACACCGAGGGGUUCCUGGUGUGUCCGCGAGCGUACAAGUGCAAAGUUUCCCCUCGCUCCGCUGCAAGGGCCGAGACGAUUCUCAGCGAGUUCGCGCGCGCCAGGUCCGAGAUCCUUUGUCAGUAUGCGACGCCAUAA
Molecule: messenger RNA, 1455 nt
Organism: Penicillium griseofulvum
Lineage: Eukaryota; Fungi; Ascomycota; Eurotiomycetes; Eurotiales; Aspergillaceae
Product: cytochrome P450
Exons: 1
Coding region: 1-1455 (484 amino acids)
Molecular function (GO): iron ion binding; heme binding; oxidoreductase activity, acting on paired donors, with incorporation or reduction of molecular oxygen
Source: RefSeq, a predicted model, not a curated record